GAAAAGAAACAGAGCUAUGUACCCGGAAUCCAAACCCAAAAGUGAACUAGAUUUAAGGAGAUAUUUUGAGGUCCGCUGUUCCCCAAAUUGCCCUCUUUAUCAGGCUCAAUUUCCAAUAAUCACACUUUCAAAUUGGGCAUUCAGGGAAAUAAAUAAAUAAAUAAAUAAAAGAAAAAAACAGCCUCAGUCAUAGCUUGCAUAUGCUAAUGCUGCUGUAGAGUGGUAGCCUAGUCUCAGCAAAAGAAGAGAGAGAAAGAAAUAAAGGAGCACACCAUUUUUUUUAGAGAGAGAAAGUGAGAGUGAGGUCGUCAGACAAUUUUUUUUAGAGAGAGAAAGUCAUGGGGAAAUCAACUGCGUCGUGCUUCAAGAUCAUCAGCUGCGGCAGCGAUUCCGUCGACCACGAUGAUCUCCAAACUCCCGAAAGCAAGGGUUCAGGUGAUCGGCGUGGAUGGAGUUUCCGGAAGAAAUCUCCAAAACAUCGAGUAUUGAGCAACAGUGUUACUUCAGAAGCCCCUUCAUCUGUGAACAAGGAGAACCCAGAAUCUGCUGCUGCAAACGUCCAGGCGCAGCCCGAUUUGACUGUCCCAGAGAAGAAUUCGGUUGUUCAGUGGGCAGACGAGAAGGCUGAGUUGUCUGCUCAAGUGGAGUCUAAGUUGGCAGAAACAAUAGAAACAGUAGCUCCUAGUAAGGAUGACUGUGGAGCAGAUGCAACUUUUGAUGAACCCAGUGUUGUUACCAUCCAGGCUGCGAUCAGGGGUUUGCUGGCUCAACAAGUGCUAUUGAAGCAUAAAAACAUAAUUAAGUUGCAAGCUGCUGUAAGAGGACAUUUGGUUCGAAGGCACGCUGUUGGAACUCUCCGGUGUGUCCAAGCCAUUAUCAAAAUGCAAGCUCUUGUUAGAGAACGCCAAGCCCGUCUUAAUGUAGAAGGGUCGGGUGAUUUUGUGAAGCAGAGUGAGAGCAAUGGAAAAGAUGAUAAGGAUUCUGCUUUCUUGAAUAAGAAAGAAGCCAAACCAAAAGGCCCAUACACUUAUGUUUCCAUUGAUAAGCUACUUAGCAAUGCCUUUGCUCGUCAGCUUAUGGAAUCAACACCAAGGAGCGAACCUAUCAACAUCAAGUGUGAUCCGUCAAAAUCAGACUCAGCUUGGCAAUGGCUUGAAAGAUGGAUGUCAGUUUCCUCCCCGAGCAAUGAAGGGCCAGAGGAAUCUGCAUCAGCUGUAAAACAUUUUGAUGCCAAAGAGGACAUCUUGGUUCCAUCUGAUUGUUAUUCCGAGUCGAGAGACUUCAAAUUUGGUGAAGAUGCAGCAUCGAUCGAAGCAUCAGAGAAUGAUGGCACUUUGAUCGGUCAUUCUGAGUUGCUGCAUGUCAUUGAGCAAUCAAAUUCAAAAUGUGACGUAACAGAAUCUGCUCCCGCUCCCUUUGAAACGAAAGAAGCAGAAUUAGUUGAGGUGGUGGAAGUGAUAUCUCACCCCGAAACGGAGGAAACAGUAAACGAAGUUGAAACUGAACAAGCUGAAACAGAGGUGAGAAAGUUAUCAAGAAAGUUGAGUAAUCCUGCUUUCAUUGCUGCUCAAUCGAAAUUUGAAGAACUGGGAUUGGCUGCCACUUCGACAAAACUACCCACUUCAGCUACUCAUGAUCCUGUAGUUGAAGAAUCUAGUUUGUACAAGGUUUCUUCUUCUACAGACGAACCACUCAUUUCUUCCAAGGAAACCCCGUUAGCUGAAAGUGCAGUUUCCAAUCCUCCACCAGUUCAAAUUGGUGGCUCUGAAUGUGGGACCGAGCUUUCCAUUUCAUCUACCCUCGAUUCACCGGAUAGGUCAGAGGCUGCUAUAGUCUAUGACAUUGAAAAAGAAGCUAAAGUUCCAGAUGAGACUGAGCAUUCUAAAAACGAAGAGAAUUUACAAUUUCAAACCAAUGGAAACUCCAUUGUACUGGAAACUGAUCCAUCGUAUACUAACAUGAACAAAUUGGAAACUUACGAAAGUACUAAUUCAACUUUUGGUGAAUCUCUUGAUUCCAUCACUGCUGCAGACUCACCACAGCUAGAGAAGAAGAAGCCAGAAGCAGAUCCAAUUGAAACAAGCCAUAUAGCUGAAGAAGGAUCUCCAAGAAGCCAUAUAACUGUCCCCGAUUCUCAAGCAACGCCUUCUAGCCAAGUGUCUGUCAAAACCAAGAAAAGCAAAGGUGGGAAAACCGACUCCACUUCCAAACGCAAGAACAGGGCUACUUCUUCAUCGGCCGAUAAAAGCCUUGCGAACUCUGAUCAAGAUUCUGCUUCGAGGAACAGCUUAGAACACUCGCAGGAGCAGAAAACUGCAAAGAGGCGAAACUCAUUUGGUUCGGCGAAACUCGAUAACCGGGAGGAGCCGAGAGAUAGUAGCAGCAGUAAUCCUCUACCGAGUUACAUGCAAGCAACUGAGUCUGCUAGAGCCAAAGCUAUUGCUAAUGGCUCCCCGAGAUCGAGCCCAGAUGUGCACGACAAGGAUAUCUACAUAAAGAAGAGACAUUCGCUACCUGGUUCUAAUGAAAGGCAAGGCUCUCCUCGUAUUCAGCGCUCACUGUCUCAGGCGCAACCGAAUGCCAAGGGAAAUGCUGCUACCAAUUCCCCUCAAGACCGAAAAUGGCGAAGGUGAUACAAAUCUUGUGGAAACAAAGGUGAUGAUAUUUGACAGCGUUCCGGACUUUGGCUGUUUUGCGAAACGUUCUGUUGAUUUGUUGAAGAAAAUGAACAAUCUAUCGGUAUUAUAUUAUUUUUCUGUUGAGAUGGAGAGACAAUGAGAUUGCAUGUAAAUUACCAUAUUCUUAUUUCUUCUGAUCUUUUUUUUUUUCUCUCUCUUAGAUAUCUGAUUGGUUUUUACUCUUUAAGGAGUUUUGAGUGUAUGUUGACUUAUAUUGGCUGGCUAACGUUAUUUGGUUUUGAAUGUGUUCGUUUUGACUCAAACGUUUGAGAGCUUAAUUGCAACUUUUUUCUUCUUA
Messenger RNA from Erythranthe guttata (spotted monkey flower), 2976 nucleotides. RefSeq names its product IQ-domain 32 (gene IQD32). Gene Ontology annotation, molecular function: protein binding. The record is from RefSeq and is a predicted model, not a curated record. Lineage: Eukaryota; Viridiplantae; Streptophyta; Magnoliopsida; Lamiales; Phrymaceae.